This is a messenger RNA of Nicotiana attenuata, 1401 nucleotides long. RefSeq names its product delta(12)-fatty-acid desaturase FAD2-like. NCBI's taxonomy places the organism in Eukaryota, Viridiplantae, Streptophyta, Magnoliopsida, Solanales, Solanaceae. The transcript is spliced from 2 exons. Gene Ontology annotation, biological process: lipid metabolic process. The record is from RefSeq and is a predicted model, not a curated record. Bases 1 to 1401 code for a protein of 466 amino acids. Gene Ontology annotation, molecular function: oxidoreductase activity, acting on paired donors, with oxidation of a pair of donors resulting in the reduction of molecular oxygen to two molecules of water.
AUGUCGCAUUUGCGACCUGAGCUUUGCAAUUGGGAAGCUCGCAGAUGCGAAGCACCAUCGCAAAUGCGAAGUUCUCCACACCUCUGCUUCUUUCGCAAUUGCGAACAAGAACCUCCACAUAUGCGUCUAAAUGAUCGCAUUUGCGAUCACUGCCCUACCCAGUGUUACUUCGCAAAUGUGAAGAAGUCUUCGCAAUUGCGAAGACUGCAUGGCCCAGCUUAUGAUCGCAAUUGCGAUGAAAGCCUCGCAAAAGCGGAACCUACAGGGUGGUGGCAUAUGUUAGACCAAAAGGAAAAUGCUUUACAAAUUAGAGCGCCAACUUCAAAACCCCCUUUUACACUUGGUGAUAUAAAAAAAGCCAUUCCUCCUCACUGCUUUCAUCGUUCUCUCAUUCGCUCCCUCUCAUAUCUUAUUCAAGAUUUCAUACUUGUCUCCAUUUUUUACUACAUUUCCACCACUUUUUUCCACUUCAUUCCUUCCCCUUAUAGUUACGUUGCAUGGGUUUCUUACUGGAUCGUCCAAGGUUUAGUUUUUUCUGCAAUAUUUGUCAUUGCCCAUGAAUGUGGACACAAUGCCUUUAGUGAUUACCAAUGGGUAAAUGACACUGUUGGUUUUAUCCUCCAUUCUGCACUUUUAGUCCCAUAUUUCUCAUGGAAAAAUGGUCAUCGCCGUCAUCACUCUAACACUGGUUCCCUUGAACGUGACAAUUUUUUCGUGCCAAGGCUUAAAACCGAACUAAAAUGGUACUAUAAAUACUUGAACAAUCCAUUAGGACAAGUUGUCACACUUGCCUUCACAAUCAUUCUUGGCGAGCCUUUGCACUUGGCAUUCAAUGUCUUCGGCAAACCUAGUGAUCUCUUUGCAUGUGAUCAUUUUGAUCCAUAUGCUCCUAUAUAUAAUGACCGUGAGAGAAAACAAAUUUACAUUUCAAAUGCAGACGUGAUUGCAGCUACUUAUGUGUUGUAUCGUCUUGCUUUGGCACAAGGGCUACCUUGGCUCAUAUGCUUCUAUGGGGUACCCCUCCUAAUCGCGAAAAACCUUUAUAUAUUAGUCACUUUUUUGCACCAUGCUCAUCCUUCAUUGCCACAUUAUGAUUCAUCCGAGUGGGAUUGGUUAAGAGGAGCUCUAGCUACUGUAGACAGAGACAAUGGUGUUCUAGUAAAUAAAGUCUCCCACCACAUUGCAGAUACUCAUGUUGUGCAUCAUCUAUUCCCGGCCAUUCCACACUACCAUGCAGUGGAGGCGACCAGAGCUAUUAAGCCAUUGUUAGGAGAAUAUUACCAGUUUGAUGAUACACCAGUUCAUAAGGCAAUAUGGAGGGAUUUUAAGAAGUGCAUCUAUGUGGAGAAAGAUGAAGGAUCUCCUGAUAAGGGUGUUUUUUGGUAUAAAAACAAGUUCUGA